AUGAAUGUUGGUGAAGGGAAGCAGCACGGUGAAAUGUCUCUGGACCAAGGUGUGAUCGAGAUGAAGGUCGUGGUUUCUGACGCUGGGAACGAUCUGCCCGAGGUUGAAGCCAUCUCUUUUGACGGGAACUACAACUGCCUGCCAAGUAAGCAAUCCGAGACAAUCAAAAAAGGGGGCGAAGGAAGUGUCGGUGCCAGUUAUGGUGCAGAACUCAGCGCCUCGGCCAAGUGGGAAAAGACCGUCGCUAGAGAGACGACGGACGCGACGACCGUCAGUGGCGGCAAACUCAUCGUCAAGAAUGUGCCGCCAAACCGCAUCGCUAAAUGGACUCUGCUGGAGAACAAGACGCUUAAAACCGGGGUUCCGGCGUCUAUACGGGUUGCUGUGAGGAUCAAGAGGAGGGAUGAGGCCGUCUUCGCCUGCGUUCCGAGAUUAGAGUGUAGAGCCGACAAGUGGACGUCUCUGGAAACUUUCUUUGAGGGAGUUCCUGAGGACGAUCCAGUCUACCUGAACCCGAGCUUGAAGUCUACGAACAAGCUAAUGGCUUACGAUACUGAGGAGUUGGGAAGCGUUGCCAUGCAAAAGCUCAGUGAUGUCACUUUUACGACGAUGAUAUUAGAUGCGCAGAAGUAG
Colletotrichum phormii is the source of this 633-nucleotide messenger RNA. RefSeq lists its product as uncharacterized. The record is from RefSeq and is a predicted model, not a curated record. Bases 1 to 633 code for a protein of 210 amino acids. Lineage: Eukaryota; Fungi; Ascomycota; Sordariomycetes; Glomerellales; Glomerellaceae. The transcript has 2 exons.